CGAUGCUGCUGUUCCCGGUGAAGAAGGUCCGCAAACACUCCAAGCUGCUGCUGCUGUCGCUGCUGCUGGGGGUUGGCGGGUGGGUGGCCUAUCUGGAGCUCGCCGCUUCCAGCGAGUGGAGGAAGAGCAGCGGCUUCAAGCACAACCGAGUAUUCAGUGACUGGAGUGAACGGCUGCAGGGACAAGGGAUCAAAGUCCCUGGAGUUGACCGUGACUUGGAGUUCUAUCACCAAAGAAAGGAGGGGGGACUAAAUGAGUUAGUGGGGCAAGCAAACCUGCACAUAUUCGAAGACUGGUGCGGAGGUUCCAUUGAACAGCUCAGAAAAAACAUACACUUCCCUCUCUUCCCACAUACCAGGACUGUGGUGAAGAAGUUGGCGGUGGCUCCAAGGUGGACCAACUAUGGACUCAGAAUAUUCGGCUACAUUCAUCCCUUCGCAGAGAGUACAUUUCAGUUUGCAAUGGCUUCCGAUGAUAACUCAGAGUUCUGGCUGAGUUCAGAUGACAACCCAGCCAACGUCUCACUUCUGGCUCGAGUGGGAAAGACCGGCAAAGAAUGGGCAGCACCCGGGGAAUUCGGAAAAUUCCGCAGUCAGAUCUCCAACCCCGUGCGCCUGUCAUCCUCUAGGAAGUACUACUUUGAGGUGCUUCACAAACAAAAUGACCAGGGAACAGAUCACGUGGAAGUUGCUUGGCGACUUUCCAAUGUUGGUCUGAAAUUCAACGUGAUUGAUUCUCGGUAUAUUUCACUUUAUAUUAAUGAGUCGUUGAUAAAACUAAACGAGGUGUGGCACAUCCCUCAGUCGGCAGCGAGUUAUAAAAAGCGUUACAGUUACCUGCGCUCACAAACAGACCAUCCGGCGGACAUGCUGAGGGACGAUCCUCGCGACACUUUUUACAAUCUGCCUCUGAUAACGGAGUCCCAUGUGGAUCAACUGUUGCCUGACUGUGCGUACAAGCCCAGCUAUAUCAUUAACGGAUUUCCUAUACUCCGUUACCAAGGAUUACAGUUUGUCCAUCUGACGUACAUCUAUCCCAACGACUACACACGGCUAACGCACAUGGAAUCGGAAAACAAAUGCUUUUAUUUUGAAAAUAUGUAUUACUUGGAAAGAUUUGGAUUCUACAAAUAUAUGAAGAUGGACACACCGCCACAAAAAUCAAACGAGGGAAAGUUGGAGCAUUCGCUCAGGAUCGCAGCAGGAAAACUGUUUGAUCGGCAUAAAGGGCAGAUCCAGAAGGACAACGUGGCUGCAGAAGGGGAUGAAUACGCGUAUGAGGAGGAGGAUGAAAUCCCGCGGGCAGUGAAUCUUAAAGCCGUAGUUCAGGAGCAGAUCCAGAAGGAUGUAGAGGAAGACGGGAGCCAUCUGGAGCCGGGAGAUGGAGUUGGAGGAGUGGAGAAAGCUGCCCGUUUGCCUGACGAGGAGGAGGAGGAGAAGGAGGACAAGGCAAAAGACUACGGAGAUGACUAUGAUGAUUAUGUUUUGAAGAGGAAACGGAAACUGUUCUUUGCUGCAGAAAAGAAGUCUAGCAAUGGGACGCUUGAUGGCAACGCAAUUGUGGACCAUCAGCCAACACCGGCGCGGAAAGGAAUGGAAGGCAAGAGUAGCGAAGUUUCUCGUGUCAAAGGAAACGCGCGGGGCACCCACUCUCCCAGUCAAAAAAAUCCCCGCAGUUUUCAAAAAAAGUUGCGUGUGGCGUUGAAGGGCGGGUUGGGAAAGCAGGCUGUGAGAUCGUCUGCGAGACAGCGGGGGAGAGGCAGCGACCAUCUUGCCCGGCACAUCACUCCGGGAGGGAAUCGGGACGUUGGUCGACCCGGGGCUCUGGAGAGACAGAACAACAGGUUGAGGGAGAAGCAGAAAGAAAUAUCCAAAGGUAGUCAAGACACGAAGAGAGCCGCUUACGCUGAGCAGCCGGUGGCCACGCUGUCGGGGGAAAGAGUCAACGAAAGUCUCGUCGCGUCUUUGAGCUCGAAGGACGGCCGUGUGAAAAGCGAUGGGCUGAAGCCGAUAGACCUGACAUCGCCAUUCGGGCUGAAAGAGGAAAGGAUCAACGGCGACACCAUUGUGUCAGAGAAACCUGCCCUUGGUCAGAACAAUGGGGGGGUCAACCCAGGACCUUUCAUCCCGCUGGGCCCCCGUUCCAAAAAGGACACACUCCCCGCUGCGGCCAGUGACUGGUUCGGCAAGGUCUUGCCGCCUGCCGGCCAGAAAAGGGGUGAGGUGAAGGAGAAGGGAGACGGGGGGGAAGAGAAAAACGAGGGGGAAAUCGACGAGAAGGCCAACGCAGACGGGAAGAAGGGCAGGAAGUGGUUCGAACCGCCCGCCAGGGAUGACAAGGCCAAUGGGAAACCGGUCAAGGAGGAGGAGGAGGGGGAGGAGGAGGAGGAGCCGCCGGAUGACCAGAGCUUCUACGGACACAUACACGACACGGCGGUCAGCUGGGAGCAGACCUUCAGCGUCAGCAACAUGGACUUCCACUCCCUGCGCUCCGACUGGAUCGACCUGCGCUGUAACGUGUCGGGCAACCUGCUGAUGAAGGAGCAGGAGGCCGCAGACGUGGUGGAGGCCUACAUGAAGAAGCUGAAUGAAAAACACAGGGGGAGGUACACACUGCAUCAAUUAGUCAGCAUUGAGAAGCGACUGGACCGUUUGCGGGGCAGCAGGUACCUGCUGGAGCUCGAGCUGCUGUGGAACCAGAAGACAAUUGUGCGAUUGUCCGAGUACGUGUACAACCUGAACGGUAACGGCGAUGGCACGGGCAUGGGCAGCGACGCGAGGCUGCGGAAGGUGUAUCGGCAGGCCGGCCAGAAUCUGGGGGAAAACCGCGCCAGGUUAACGCUGUGCUCGCCCACCGGGUUCAGCUGGCGGAGAAAUGCUAUGAUUCACUUUAUAGUCCCAGUGAAGAACCAGGCUCGAUGGGUACAGCAGUUUAUCUACGACAUGGAGGAGUUGUACGCAGUGACUGGCGACCAAUACUUCAGCGUGACCAUCACUGAUUACAGUAGCACCGACAUGGAUGUGGAGAACGCUUUGAAAAGGAGCAUGUUGACCAGGUAUCAGUACGUGAGACUUCAGGGGAACUUUGAGCGUUCUGCUGGCUUGCAGUCGGGAAUUGAUUUAAUACAGGAUGACCACAGCAUUGUCUUCCUGUGUGACCUGCACCUCAACUUCCCCCCGUACAUCAUCGACAGCAUCAGGAAACACUGUGUGGAGGGAAAGAUGGCCUUCGCCCCGAUCGUGAUGAGGUUGAACUGUGGCUCCUCAGCUCAAGAACCUGACGGAUACUGGGAAAUGAACGGUUUUGGCUUGCUGGGAAUCUACAAAUCCGAUCUUGACAGAAUUGGUGGAAUGAACACAAAGGAAUACCGGGAUCGGUGGGGGGGAGAGGACUGGGAGCUACUGGACAGGAUUUUCGAGUCUGGGUUGGAAGUGGAAAGAUUGUACAUGAGGAACUUCUUCCAUUAUUUCCACUCCAGACGUGGCAUGUGGAAUAGGAAACAAGGGUGAACGAACGCUGACUGUCGGAAGCCUGGCUCACAUGCACUUUAUCCAUCAGAGGGGGCCGAACCGCCCUCUCCACAAACAAGUGAACCUUAACGCAAGAUGUAUCUGAAAUGGGUGCAUUCGCUGCUCACAACUCUCAGGCUACUAGUGUUUCUUCCGAUCCUCUGGCGUAGGAAAAAAAAUUAUAAAGGGACUGCCUGUCCCACGUGGCCGACUUUUCUGGCGACUGCCGGCGUCCUUGACUGGCGUAUCGGGUCGCCGAAAAAGUCUCGGCGAACCGACAUUUUUUUUUGUCGCCACUGGAUUUUUAAAUGUUCCUAAUCUUUCGGCUUUCGGCCACCCUGUCAAUGAUGCCGGCUGUCCCCGAAGAAAAAUCGCUGAGUGGGACGGGGCUCCUUAAAGGACGGGCCCCUUAAAGGACGGGCCCCUUAAAGGACGGGCCCCUCAAAGGACCGCUCUUCUUCAUUCAUGUUUGUAAGUGUUGAAAAUAUUCCAAGAAAAACGAUAUCUAUUUUUUUAUUCAAAGCAAUACAAUGACGCUGUUAGGGUCUCAGGUGGGUGGUGGGACGGGGACACACACACACACACGCUAUGGUCCAAGUAAAGCGAAUGUCCUUUACCACGGAGCCAAGGAAUGAAGUCACACUGAACAUGGUUUGCGCAUCAGACCUUCAUCGGAUUUGUGGCCACUCCGUUUUACCACAGCCACUGUGAAACACCCAAUGUGCCUUUCGCAAUCCCGAGGACUCACCAAUCAACCGACAAACCUUCCAAGUUACACGUCUCCGUGCAACAAUUUUUAAAAAGGCUCAAUUGGAAGGGAAAUUUCUCCAAGAUCCCACGCUCAAAGAACAAACGAUGGAUUUAAAAAAAAAAAUUCUGGGGUCCUGUUCUGGAGAAGACAUAUUAAUUUCAAUGAAUAUUUUAGCAAUCCAUUUGGGAAGACUGGAUAAGCGCACCUAGAGAUAUGUUUUUUUUUUUAAACUAUUUAUCCCGCAGAGCUAUACAGCCCAAAGUCAGCCUAACUUGGAGUAAAUUGAGUUGACAAUAAUUCUGAGGUGAGAUCACACACUGUUGUAAAAUUAACAUUGAGGCAAUUCUGGGUUACGCUAUAAGUUAGCCCACCUUGUAUAUUUCCCAGGGAAAGAUAUACCUCUGAUGUCUCGAAUAUUCUUGCAACAGUUAUUUGAAGGUUUUCUGAUCUAAGCAGAUUCAGGAAGCACUUGUUCUUUGGCAGGUACGACAAAAACAAGGCGAGCAUUCACAUGCAACUUCUAGAGUUUAUGUUUCUUUGGUUUAGAUAUUCAGCGCGGAAACAGGCCCUUCGGCCCGUGCCGACCAGCGAUCCCCACACACUAACACUAUCCUACACACACUAGGGACAAUUUACGAUUUUACCAAAGCCAAUUAACCUACAAACC
Leucoraja erinaceus (little skate) is the source of this 4927-nucleotide messenger RNA. Its product is annotated as beta-1,4-N-acetylgalactosaminyltransferase 3-like. The record is from RefSeq and is a predicted model, not a curated record. Gene Ontology annotation, molecular function: acetylgalactosaminyltransferase activity. Gene Ontology annotation, cellular component: Golgi cisterna membrane. Lineage: Eukaryota; Metazoa; Chordata; Chondrichthyes; Rajiformes; Rajidae.